Molecule: messenger RNA, 2786 nt
Organism: Pteronotus mesoamericanus
Lineage: Eukaryota; Metazoa; Chordata; Mammalia; Chiroptera; Mormoopidae
Gene: NASP
Product: nuclear autoantigenic sperm protein
Exons: 15
Coding region: 110-2467 (785 amino acids)
Biological process (GO): CENP-A containing chromatin assembly; DNA replication-dependent chromatin assembly
Cellular component (GO): nucleoplasm
Molecular function (GO): histone binding
Source: RefSeq, a predicted model, not a curated record
GGGUCUCCAAUCUGCCAUUUUCUGUCCCCGUGUAAAUCCCUAGCGUCCUAAAUUCCCUGUUUUCUCACAGGGUGUAUUUCACCCGCUGGCCCACCACCUCAGGGGAACGAUGGACGCAGAGUCCACAGCCACUGCCGCCAUCGCUGCGGAGCUGGUUUCUGCCGACAGAAUUGAAGAAGAUGCUCCUGCUCCUUCUACCUCUGCAGAUAAAGUGGAAAGUCUGGAUGUGGAUAGUGAAGCUAAGAAGCUACUGGGCUUAGGACAGAAACAUCUAGUGAUGGGAGAUAUUCCAGCAGCUGUCAAUGCAUUCCAGGAAGCAGCUAGUCUUUUAGGUAAGAAAUAUGGAGAGACAGCAAAUGAGUGUGGAGAAGCUUUCUUUUUCUAUGGGAAAUCACUUCUGGAGUUGGCAAGAAUGGAGAAUGGUGUAUUGGGAAAUGCCCUGGAAGGUGUGCAUGUGGAAGAGGAGGAAGGAGAAAAAACAGAAGAAUCUCUGGUAGAAAAUAAUGAUAACAUAGAUGAGGAAGCAAGGGAAGAGUUGAGAGAACAGGUUUAUGACGCCAUGGGAGAAAAAGAAGAAGCAAAAAAACUGGAAGACAAGUCUCUGGUGAAGCCUGAAAAUGAUAAGGAACAGGAGACUGAAGUGGAAAAGGGUGGAAGAGAAGAUAUGGAUAUAAGUGAGCCUGCAGGGGAACUACAGGAAAAAGUUGAAUCCACUCCAGAUCACUUAAUUGAAACCACUGAAGAGGCAAAAGGAGCAACAGGACCAGAAGGACCAAGUGAAGCUGAGGUCACUUCUGGGAAGCCAGGAAAGGAAGCACUGGAUGCUGAGGAAGGGAAAUCAGUUUCUGCAACUCUCAUCCAAGAAGAGUACAAAGAAAAUGGAGGUCAGGAGAAGCAGAAGCAGGGAGAGGUAAUUGUGAGGAUAGAGGACAAGCCAAAAGAAGCUUCAGAAGAGCAGCCUAUUGUGACUCCAGAAAAGCAGGGCGCUGAAGUGGAGGUAGAAACAGAGCCUAUAGAUUCAACAGUCAAGCCAGAGGAUGUGGGUGGGAAUGAGCCAAAGGAGCAGGUAGCUGAUUCUGAAAAUGAUCCAGGAAAAUCUGUUCCUGAGCAGCUGGUAGGGCAAGAAGUGCCUCCUGCUGAAGAGCCACCAGAGGUGACAACAGAGGUUGCAGAAGAUGGAUCACAAGUCUCUGAGAAGCCUGGUCAGGAGGCCACAGUUCUCCCUAAGGAUGGUGCAGUCAAUGGACUGUCAGUUGCAGGAGAUCAGACUCCUGUUGAACCAGAGACUAGUGGAGAAGGAUUGGCAGAAAGAAAAAAUGGCUCAGGACUAGAAGAGGUGGUCAGGGCAGAGUUGGUUCCUAACCAGGCGGAGACUAAGCUGUCUGUAGAAGAGUCUGGGGCAGCUGGAGAUGGGUUUGAGACCAAGGUAGCCCAGGGUGCUACUGAGAAAUCCCCUGAAGACAAAGUUAAUAUAGCUGCUAAUGAAGAAACACAAGAGAGAGAAGAACAGAUGAAAGAGGGUGAAGAAACCGAGGGCUCAGAAGAGGAAGAUAAAGAAAAUGACAAGGCAGAAGAAGCACCGAAUGAUUCAGUUCUUGAAAACAAGUCACUUCAAGAAAAUGAAGAGGAGGAGAUUGGGAACCUAGAGCUUGCCUGGGAUAUGCUGGAUUUAGCAAAGAUCAUUUUUAAAAGACAAGAAACAAAAGAAGCUCAGCUUUAUGCUGCACAGGCACAUCUUAAACUUGGAGAAGUUAGUGUUGAAUCUGAGAAUUAUGUCCAAGCUGUGGAGGAGUUCCAGGCUUGUCUAAACCUGCAAGAGCAGUACCUGGAAGCCCAUGACCGUCUUCUUGCAGAGACCCACUACCAGUUGGGCUUGGCCUAUGGGUACAAUUCUCAGUAUGAUGAGGCAGUGGCACAGUUUAGCAAAUCUAUUGAAGUCAUUGAGAAGAGAAUGGCUGUACUAAAUGAGCAGAUGAAGGAGGCUGAAGGAUCACCUACUGAAUAUGAGAAAGAAAUCGAGGAGCUGAAGGAAUUGCUACCUGAAAUUAGAGAGAAGAUAGAAGAUGCAAAGGAGUCCCAACGUAGUGGGAAUGUAGCUGAAUUGGCUCUGAAAGCAACUCUGGUAGAGAGCUCUACUUCUGGCUUCACUCCUAGUGGAGGAGGCUCUUCAGUUUCCAUGAUUGUCAGUAGAAAGCCAACAGAUGGUGCUUCCUCAUCAAAUUGUGUGACUGAUAUUUCCCAUCUUGUCAGAAAGAAGAGGAAACCAGAGGAAGAGAGCCCCCGGAAAGAUGAUGCAAAGAAAGCCAAGCAAGAGCCGGAAGUGAACGGAGGUGGUGGGAAUGCGGUCUCCAGUGGAAAUGAAGUUUCGGAAAACAUGGAGGAGGAGGCUGAGAAUCAGGCUGAAAGCCGGGCAGCAGUGGAGGGGACAGUGGAGGCUGGAGCUACAGUUGAAAGCACUGCAUGCUAAGAGGGAACAGAGAGCCUUCCUCCCAAGGGAAAGUGUUUUUGUAUAUAAUGUAUUUUUUCACUUUUGGGGGAUUCUUUUUGUAUAACUUCAAUAAAGAUUGUACGCAAAGGUUGAGGCUUUGAUGAUUUUUUUUCCCCCUUAAACAUUGGCUGAAUCUGUGCCUUGGAGCACUCCAGUUUUAUAUAGUGGUCGAAGGUACUUUUUUCCCCUUUCUGAACUGAUCUCUGUGAAAGUUCUAAUCCAAAUACCUGUUUAAUGUGUAGGUGAUCAAGUGUGGCUGCUGGCCCAAUGGUGCUAUAUUUUUCCAUUUUAAAUACUU